ACGGAAACGGUUUGACGUGUGACCCAGUCGUCUCGAACCCAACCUACUACUUGCGCGUAUGAUUAAAGAAACACCUACUUGCGCGUCUGUCUCUCUGUCAUCUCUCUCUCUCUCUCUUCCCCCUGAAUCUCCGCAUCCCUAACUCCCCGCCGCACGGCCCGAUUCCGAUGGACGCCCCACCGAUCUACCGCCUCCCGCAAGACACCCUCCACCAGAUCUUCGCCCACCUCCCCCUCCGCCAGCUCAUCACCCUCCGGUCCGUCUCCAAGCUCUUCCACCAAACCCUAACCUCCCCUUCCUUCACCCACCUCCUCUCCCACCCUCUCUCUCUCCUCGCCCUCCGCCCUUCUCUCUCGUCCCCCUCCCCCUCCCUCCUCGCCUUCGACCCCGACCAGCACCAAUGGCUCACCUUCCCCCUCUCCUUCCUCCUCCCCCACUUCCCCUCCCCCACCCCUGUCGCCUCCUCCGACGGCCUCGUCUACCUCUGGUCCCACUCCACCCUCAUCGCCUGCAACCCCCUCACCCGCCACUUCAAACCCCUCCCCCAGCUCGGCUCCGCCUGGUCCCGCCACGGCUCCGUCUUGGUCUCCCCUCCUAACCGUGUCCUCGUCCUCAGUGAACUAGCUGCGCUCUACUACUCCGGCGAUGAUAACAACGGUUGGGUCAACUUCUCGUCGAAUUUGCCGGCCAAGCCGCGGAGCCCGAUCCUGAUAAACGACAAGGUGUUGGCCCUGUGCGACGUGGGCUCGCCGUGGAGGAGCCAGUGGAAGCUGUUCUCGUGCACGCUGUCGACGCUCCAGGCGUCGCAGUUCUGGUCGAGGCUGGAGAAGCACGAGUGGGGGGACGUGUUUGAUAUCUUGAAACGGCCGAGGUUGGUGAAGGGGGUGGGGAACAGGGUGCUGAUGAUCGGGGGGCUGAGAUCUUCGUUCUCGCUGAACGCGUCGUGCUCGACGAUCUUGAUCCUCAGGCUGGAUUUGGAGACGAUGGAGUGGGCGGAGGCGGGGCGGAUGCCCGGGGAGAUGUUCAGGAGGGGGUUUGCGGAUUCAAGCAAGUUUAAGGUGUUUGGUGGUGGGAACAGGGUUUGUUUCUCGGCCAAGAGGGUCGGGGGGAGGCUGGCGUUGUGGGAUUAUGUGGAGGAAGCCGGGAAGGGGGAGUGGAGGUGGAUUGAUGGCGUGCCGGGCUGUGGGGACAGCCUUUGCCGGGGUUUCGCGUUUGAAGCUAGGCUUACAGCGUUACCGUGAUGGAGGAUUCGUUAAUGGGGUAACUCCCUGGUUUUCAACUACUAUGUUGAAUUUGUAUGUUUGCGUGUUUCUCUUUGUUGUAUGCUUUGUUGUUGCAUUGAUAGCUCAAGUGAACAAUCAUUGUGGUGUUUAUGCUGUAUCCAUUGCGAUUUGGCUAAAUAAAAUGGGCGUUAAUAGCAUUGUGAUGAUCGUAUUUGUAUGUCAAAAUAUUCAGAAUAUGCAUUUGUCCCCCUUCUCCUUCUAGGCAAUACUU
This is a messenger RNA of Rhododendron vialii, 1494 nucleotides long. Its product is annotated as SKP1-interacting partner 15. Gene Ontology annotation, molecular function: protein binding. The record is from RefSeq and is a predicted model, not a curated record. Lineage: Eukaryota; Viridiplantae; Streptophyta; Magnoliopsida; Ericales; Ericaceae. Bases 168 to 1241 code for a protein of 357 amino acids. The transcript has a single exon.